ACUUCAAACUCAUAUGACGCCCGAAAUGUUUCGAACACCACUUCAUGAAAUUGCUUUGAGCAUCAAAUUGCUGCGGCUGGGAGGAAUUGGUCAAUUUUUGUCCAAAGCAGUAGAACCACCACCUUUGGAUGCAGUGAUUGAAGCAGAACGCACACUAAGAGAGCUUGAUGCCCUGGAUUCCAAUGAUGAGUUGACACCUCUUGGAAGAAUCCUCGCCAAACUUCCCAUUGAACCUCGUCUUGGCAAGAUGAUGAUAAUGGGUUGUAUUUUUUAUGUGGGAGAUGCUAUUUGUACCAUCUCUGCAGCCACCUGUUUCCCUGAACCUUUCAUCAAUGAAGGCAAACGCCUGGGUUAUGUCCAUAGGAAUUUUGCUGGGAACAGGUUUUCAGAUCAUGUUGCUUUGCUCUCCGUCUUCCAAGCCUGGGAUGAUGCAAGAAUGGGUGGUGAAGAAGCAGAAAAAAGAUUUUGUGAACACAAAAGACUCAGCAUGGCUACGCUUAGAAUGACUUGGGAAGCAAAAGUCCAGCUGAAAGAUAUACUUAUUAAUUGUGGCUUCCCUGAAGAAUGUUUGAUGACUCAACCACUUAACAACACUGGACCAGAUAAUAAUCUGGAUGUUGUAAUCUCCCUGCUUGCUUUUGGGGUCUACCCCAAUGUCUGCUACCACAAGGAGAAGAGGAAAAUUCUUACCACUGAGGGGCACAAUGCCCUCAUCCACAAGUCAUCUGUCAACUGCCCUUUCAACAGCCAGGAUGUCAAGUAUCCAUCACCUUUUUUUGUGUUUGGAGAAAAGAUUCGAACACGAGCCAUCUCUGCCAAAGCAAUGACCUUGGUGAGCCCGCUGCAGCUGCUUCUCUUUGCCUCCAAGAAAGCCCUGUCGGACGGGGAGCUCGUUCUGGUAGAUGACUGGAUCAAGCUGAAGAUGCCCCACAACGUGGCUGCCUGCAUCACUGCUCUGCGUGCAGCCAUGGAGGCUCUUGUUGUGGAAGUGACUAAAGAUCCUGAGAUCAUCCGGCAGCUGGACCCAGCAAAUGAGCGAAUGCUGAAUGUGAUCCGCCAGCUCUCCAGGCCGUCAGCCGCGGGCAUCAGCCUCAUGGCCGCCAACGCACGGUUCGGUGAUGGUCCUCGCCCCCCCAAAAUGCCUCGCUACGACAACGGAGGUGGCUUCAGAGGCUGGGGAGGUUACACACGUGGCUCUGGCUACAGAGGGAGAGGGUACAGUGGCUACGGCUACUCCGGCAGGCGCUCGGGAGGAAGAGGAUACCAAGGUAGCCCGGGGGGAGGCUACAGAGGUGGGGGAGGCUAUCGAGGAAGAGGAUAUCGAGGAGCAGGCGGUGGCUACAGAGGAGGCUGUGGGGAUCCAGGGAGGAACCUGAAGCAAUCUCAGACACAUGAACCGUGCCCUCCGUCCGAGGCAGUGUUCAUUUACAUUGCUACUCCAAAACUGUCUUGCUUUGCUCUGCCAAAUACAUACAUGCCUGUAGGCCACUGCCUGGAGGAAUCCAGCUUUGUCAUCAUUGUCCUUGACGCUGAGGCUGAAGCAGCGCCCAGCUG
Leptosomus discolor (cuckoo roller) is the source of this 1554-nucleotide messenger RNA. Lineage: Eukaryota; Metazoa; Chordata; Aves; Leptosomiformes; Leptosomidae. The record is from RefSeq and is a predicted model, not a curated record.